Loa loa (African eye worm) is the source of this 699-nucleotide messenger RNA. RefSeq lists its product as hypothetical. The transcript is spliced from 6 exons. The record is from RefSeq and is a predicted model, not a curated record. The coding region runs from base 58 to 567 and encodes 169 amino acids. NCBI's taxonomy places the organism in Eukaryota, Metazoa, Nematoda, Chromadorea, Rhabditida, Onchocercidae. Gene Ontology annotation, cellular component: dynactin complex. Gene Ontology annotation, biological process: mitotic spindle organization. Gene Ontology annotation, molecular function: dynein complex binding.
AUUUACAGAAUUUGCAGAAUAAUGUUCAUUCCACUUGAACUUUAAGCGCACGGCAGAAUGACUCUUGAGAAUAAAUUUACGAUAGCACCAGAUGCUGUUGUUUGUAAGGAAGCGAUUCUGGAAGGUGAUAUAACGAUUGGUUCAGGUACCGUUGUUCAUCCGACAACCGUUAUACGCGCUACAAAUGGACCGAUCAUUAUUGGAGAAAAUAAUAACAUCGAGGAGACCUGCGUUAUUGAAAACUUGAGCGAAAAUGGCGAAACUCUAUUAAUCGGCCGUGACAAUGUUUUUGAAAUCGGAUCUGUUGUUCAUGCACUGAAGAUUGGUGAUAAUAAUGUUUUUGGUGUACGAUGCCAGGUCGGCCCAAAUACAACAGUUACACGAGGCUGCUUCAUUGGAACCAAAUGUACGGCAAUGCUACGAGAAGAGCUACCAGAAAACACCGUAAUUUACGGUAAAAAUAAUAGUCGGCGUGUAGCACAAGAUCCACCGCAGCUCCAAACAAGCCAAUUGGAAUAUUUAAGGAAGGCACUCGAAAGAUUCCAUUACUUGAUAAAAUCAUCAUAAUGGCUCACUUCCAUUUCUCUUAUAAUGAUCCCCGAUGCAAAAAUUUAAAAAGCAGGGAUUCUUUUUUCAAAGGACGACUGAAUAUGACUUAAUCUGAUGAACUUUUUGCAAUAUCUUCCAUUAACAGAAGGC